GGCGGGAGGGAGGGAGUGGAGGAGCCGGGGAGGGGCUCCUUAAAGAAACGCUGCUGUCGCUCGCCUGCUCGCUUCUUGCUCGGCAUUGUGGCCAGCCAGCCGGGCACUCGGGGGCACGCGCGGCUGCCGCUCGAGCUCUGCCCCCACCCCACCCGCCAGCAGAUCUGGGGUGGGGACCCAGGCGGGGGCUCCUGCAGCCACUGCCCGGCGCGGACUGCACGGAGCAACCCACUCCUCUCCGCGCCGAGAAAGGAGCAACGGAGCCCUCUGCAGCCAACCGGCCUCCCCGCCCCUGACCACUCGCUUCCCGGCUGCCUUUGUGGCUGCAGCUUCUCGCCGCCGAGCCGAGGGCCGGCGGAGGCGCGGCGCGCACGGCGGAGCGAUGCCCAGCUCGCUGUUUGCAGACCUGGAGCGCAACGGCAGCGGCGGCGGAGGGGGAGGCAGCGGCGGGGGAGGCGGCGGCAGCGGCGGCGGCGGCGGGGGAGAGACCCUGGAUGACCAAAGAGCCCUGCAGCUUGCGCUCGACCAGCUCUCCCUUCUGGGGCUAGACAGUGACGAGGGCGCCUCUCUCUACGACAGCGAGCCGCGCAAGAAGAGCGUGAACAUGACCGAGUGCGUGCCGGUGCCCAGUUCCGAGCAUGUCGCCGAGAUCGUGGGGCGGCAAGGUUGUAAAAUCAAAGCGCUGCGGGCGAAGACCAACACUUAUAUCAAGACCCCGGUUCGCGGGGAGGAGCCUGUCUUUGUUGUGACAGGCAGGAAGGAGGAUGUGGCCAUGGCUCGGAGGGAGAUCAUCUCUGCCGCCGAGCACUUCUCCAUGAUCCGCGCCUCGCGGAAUAAGAACACAGCGCUCAACGGCGCAGUGCCCGGGCCGCCCAACCUGCCCGGGCAGACCACUAUCCAGGUGCGGGUGCCCUAUCGCGUGGUAGGGCUCGUGGUGGGGCCCAAGGGCGCCACGAUCAAGCGCAUCCAGCAGCAGACGCACACGUACAUCGUGACGCCCAGCCGCGACAAGGAGCCGGUGUUCGAGGUGACCGGCAUGCCUGAGAACGUGGACCGAGCUCGCGAGGAGAUCGAGGCGCACAUCGCCCUGCGCACUGGCGGCAUCAUUGAGCUCACAGACGAGAACGACUUCCAUGCCAACGGCACCGAUGUGGGCUUUGAUCUGCACCAUGGGUCCGGCGGGUCCGGCCCAGGCAGCCUCUGGAGCAAGCCCACCCCCAGCAUCACGCCCACUCCAGGCCGCAAGCCCUUUUCUAGCUACCGCAACGACAGCUCCAGCUCGCUUGGCAGCGCCUCCACAGACUCUUACUUCGGCGGGGGGACCAGCGGCAGCGCAGCCGCCACCCCGCGCCUGGCGGACUACAGUCCCCCCAGCCCCGCGCUCAGCUUUGCCCACAACGGAAACAACAAUAACAAUGGCAAUGGAUACACCUACACAGCGGGGGAAGCUUCCGUGCCUUCCCCCGACAGUUGUCCUGAGCUACAGCCCACCUUCGACCCGGCUCCUGCCCCGCCGGCUGGGGCGCCACUUCUUUGGGCCCAGUUCGAGCGGUCCCCGGGAGGCGGACCUGCAGCUCCCGUGUCCUCUUCCUGCUCGUCUUCUGCAUCUUCGUCCGCUUCGUCCUCCUCAGUGGUCUUUCCCGGGGGCGGCGCCAGCGCGCCCUCCAACGCCAACCUGGGGCUGCUGGUGCACCGCCGGCUGCACCCGGGCACCAGCUGCCCGCGCUUGUCCCCGCCCUUGCACAUGGCCCCGGGGGCGGGCGAGCACCACCUGGCUCGCCGGGUGCGCAGCGACCCGGGCGGAGGGGGCCUGGCCUACGCUGCCUUUGCCAACGGGCUGGGGUCGCAGCUGCCCGGCCUGCAGCCUUCGGACACAUCCGGCUCCUCGUCGUCGUCCAGCUCCUCCUCCAGCUCUUCAUCGUCCUCCUCCGGGUUGCGCCGUAAGGGCAGCCGCGACUGCUCCGUGUGCUUUGAGAGCGAAGUGAUCGCCGCGCUGGUGCCCUGCGGCCACAACCUCUUCUGCAUGGAGUGCGCAAACCGCAUCUGCGAGAAGAGCGAGCCGGAGUGCCCGGUCUGCCACACCGCGGUCACUCAGGCCAUCCGCAUCUUUUCUUGAAGGCAGCGCGCGCCUGCGCGCACCACGCCGGGGAGGGGAGACCCUCCUCCCCUCCAUCCUCACACCCCAGCGCCCGCCCGCCUCGCCUCCUUGGUGCCCCACGUUCUCCUUCGCCCUUGCUCACACUCUGAGAUCCGAGAGGAGCUUGGAAAGCUGUAGUAUCCGCUAAUUUUUAAAAUUUAAUUUUUAAACAAAGGAACUUGCCAGGAUAUCUGCGUCAAGAGUACUGUGGCCUGGGAAACCUGUGAACCGCCUGAAAUGCAUGCUCUAUAAAUAAUAGGAACGGCGACAUUCUAGUAAUGAUAGUUUUUACACUGUACUUAAUAGGAAGCUUUCAAAAGAAGAAAAACCCACAAGUUUUCCAUUUUCUUAAAGUAGGAAAAAAUGAACAAUAAUUAUUAUGAUGAAGAUGACAAUAAUAGUGCUAUGGGAUGUGUGGACUGUUGUAGUGUGUUCCCCUUUGUGGCUGGGUUCCUACGAUGCUUAUUAUAGAACACAGUGGAUCCUUUCUGAAUGUUCGUGGAAGGGCCAGGAGUUCCUGUGAAACCAGGAUACUGCAGCUUUAUUAAAGUUAAAGAAACUGUAACAUAUCUCUUAUAUAUUAAAAACAUUUAAAAAUUUUAAAGAUAAAU
Messenger RNA from Ceratotherium simum simum (southern white rhinoceros), 2748 nucleotides. It is a transcript of the gene MEX3B, whose product is annotated as mex-3 RNA binding family member B. Lineage: Eukaryota; Metazoa; Chordata; Mammalia; Perissodactyla; Rhinocerotidae. The record is from RefSeq and is a predicted model, not a curated record. Gene Ontology annotation, molecular function: RNA binding.